Messenger RNA from Necator americanus (New World hookworm), 891 nucleotides. RefSeq lists its product as uncharacterized. The coding region runs from base 1 to 891 and encodes 296 amino acids. Gene Ontology annotation, cellular component: membrane. The transcript is spliced from 9 exons. The record is from RefSeq and is a predicted model, not a curated record. NCBI's taxonomy places the organism in Eukaryota, Metazoa, Nematoda, Chromadorea, Rhabditida, Ancylostomatidae.
AUGUUCAUUGUGCGACCAUCCAAUCGAGGUUGCUCGAAUCCAUGGGAUUCGUUUCGCAUAGUCUUCUUCAUCAUAAUCAUGCUUGGGUGUACGAACGCUGCGACGAAAAAAGCCAUCGUUGAAUGGUUUCCGAACGGACGGCCGUUCCGUGAUCCUAUGCUUGAUCAUACCGCCUUAGUGGAACUGCACCUUCUGGAUCGCAUUGUGUUUGUUUGCGACACUAAUAUACCAGCUGUCAUUUACAGGGUGAGCGAAGAGUCGUUCGAUGAGUGUAAAUACGAUCUGUCAGCAGAGUGGGUUGGAGAAUGCUCAGCUGGUACAAAAUACAUCACAGUAACGCUACGAUCUAUUAAUGUCGUUCCUACGCAGCCGGUAUACUAUGCGAAUGUCACUUACUUUUUCACAUCAUUUUCUUCCGGAACUCAUGCUGGAAUUCAUGAGAAAGGCGGUGCUCUUUGCCUUAUGGGGGUUCGAAUGAUUUUAGAAGUUCGUGGUUCCAGCAAACGUGUUCCACUUCUUCCACGCUCAUUUACAUCAGAGUUUGAGCAACUGCAGGUUCCAGUGCAACGUGUGUCGUAUGGUGGAAGACCGGAACAAAAACAGCAUAAUCUAGAUUUCACUACUGAAUCGUCUACAAAACGUGAUUAUGUGUCAUACUCAGUAGAUAAAGCAAGCGACGAAAGUAGUUUUUGGUCUGGAUGGCCAUGGAGUCGCAGAUCUUCCUCUUCCUACCAGACCCCACAGACUUGGAAUUACGUGACGACACUAUUUUCGAAUCCAAACGAAAUCGAAUGGGAUACUCUUUCUCCGGAGUACUUUAACUAUAGCUCGGCCAGUAGCCCUACUGAGUGCGCCGUCCUGGCUAUUUUGUUAUCACUUUUCAUUAUCUAA